CGCCGGGCCGGCCCCGGGAGCGAACCCCGCCUGCAGCUGCAGCCGGUCCCGGCGCCCUCAAGCACCUGCCUUUCUUCCAAGGGCCGCCUCAGCUGCAGGGUAGAAAACGGCACAAAGUUUCCGUGGUUUGGAGGGACUUUUAAACUGGUGCCGGCUCUUGGCGGGAGGCUGAGUGAGUGUGCGGAGGGAGCGGACCGAGCCCUAAUCGCUCCAAGGCACUGCCCUAAGCGCAGCUGUUGUAUCUCGUCACCAGGGCUAAUCCACAGCCCGGUGUGGGUUUAAGCCUGCUGUGCCAGUCAGAGGGCUUGACUGCAAGCCACGUCCUCCUCCCGGUACCCUCUCCGCUCGCCCCGAGUCCGUCUGUCCGCAGGAGCAGCGGGAGCGCUGGUGCCAAAGAGACACACGGAGCACGAUGUCCCUGGCAUCCUGGUUCAGGUGGAACGAGCCCCCAAACCGCAUUUCCCAGAGGAGCCCCACGGAGAUGGUGGUGGAGACGCUGAUGAUGGAGCUGAGCUGGCAGAUGAAGCAGGCCGAGAAGCAGCAGCGCGAGCGCGAGAACGAGUACCGGCGCAUGAAGAGCGGCGUGGACUACGGCUGGCUGGUCAGCUACCCCAAGCACAGCUACGACAUCAGCCCCGGGGAGAGGCUGCAGCUGGAGGACAUGUGCACCAAAAUACACCCUUCCUACUGCGGGCCUGUCAUACUCAGGUUCAGGCAAGUGGUUGCAGAGUACGAACCAGAAGCGCAGGAAGUAUCCCGGCUCUUCCGCUCCGUCCUGCAGGAAGCUGCUGAGAAGAUCAAAGAGGAGGAAGAGGCCAAGAAGCUUGCAAGGCAGUGGAACACAAAGAACAGAACCAGCCUCUCCUUAACAACAUUUAAAUCUCGGUCCAGGAUCUCCCCAUUCAUCAGUGACAUCAAGACCAUCUCUGAGGAUGUGGAACGGGGCACCCAGCCCAACAGGAGGGUUUGGAGCAUGCCGGAAUUUCGGAACACCAAGGACUUCUGACUCUAUACUCAAUAGGUUUUUAGACACUGAUCUUUCAAAGCCCAGUUAACCCUUUUUUAACUCUACUGUUCUUUUUUCCAUCUCUGUUUUCCUGCCUGUCUCUGUCUUGGAAGCUGUGUCUGUAGUAAUUGCUGCUGAUGCCUGCAGCCUGUCACACCAUUUAUUACCAAACAUGGUAGCCUUUCCUGUAACUCAGUAGCUGUUCAGAACCUUAAGGACCUUAAGGCUCAUUUACUAUCUCAUUUUUAUUACUGCUUUCUUGUGGAAAAUGCAUUAGUUUUGCUAUGUCUGUCUUCUCCCUUUCCCCUCCAGCCUGGAUGUAGUUAUCUAUAAAAACUUUUGGCUCAAGCUACUGAGAGCUGCUGGCUGCACCGAUCUUGCUGAAAGCAAGACAGCCACUUAAAUGAGUGGGGCUUGCAGGAUCAGGCUUGUGAGCUAAAGCUAGUAUCUGAUUUGGAACUGAACUUCCUUUUCCAACUAAUAGCCUUCCUCAGUGCUACAACAAACUUCACAGGUAACCUCAGCACUGCUCUUGAUCCGCUUUUUUUGCUGACAGUUCACAAUCCAACCUGGGUAGAAACAGACCCAAGCUUUUUGAGAUUAAAGACCAAUCAUGUUCCACAACCACCAGUUUAUGCAUGUUCAAGUUUCUUGGGUACUUUCUCUUUUGUGCAGGCAGAACCCCCAGAACUUUGCACCCGCAGAGCAGAUAGAAAUGUAUCACCCUGCUGUGUAGAUACAGAGGUGGAUACCUCAGUGCUGUGUCAAGUGCUGUUCUGGGGCCUCAGUGCUCUGUGUUGCUGAGCUAAGUGCUCUACCCUACACCCCCGAAAUUUAACAGAAAUCACCCUACACCCCAGAAAUUAAUAUUUAUGGCCAAGCCUGAAAGAGGGCUGAAGUAGAAUAUCCAUGUAAAGGGAAGGGUCUCAGCAUUCAUCUCCAGGGCUCUCUGUACAGUGGCAGCGGUUGAGAUCAUGUGAACAUUUGCUGCUGUGAGUGACUGAAGUGCUCUGGCAGAUGAAGGUUCUUCUGAGACCUUGAAGAGACAGGAAAAUGCGACUAAGGAAAAGCUGCUAAGGCCCUAACUCAGCAUUGGCAGCGAGAGCUCUCACCAGCAAAGGAAACAGCAGGGCACACUGUGAAAGUCAAGUGUCCUGCAGAGAACCCAAGGGCUAGGAUGCUUUGUGGUGACCAAGGGGCGAUGGGGAUGAAGAGAGGGACUUGCUUGGAUGACUGGCUGCUGGGGAAUCAUCUCAGUGGGGUACAGCCUCCUGGAGGACCCUGUAGCUUUGUUGUUCUUUUGUCCGUUUCCAGCUAUUUUUCCCUGGGGAUCUUUGCAACAGCAUGUGGGUUCUACAGCCAAGAUUAAAACCCUCUGAAGCUGUGCCAACUCUGGGAAGAAUUCCAGUGCAUGAAAUCUAUCCUAGACUAGAAAUGUGCAGCUUCUUCCAGAGAUGGAGGAAGGCAGCAUAAAACAAAGAUCAAGAUCAACCCCCUAGAGCUCUCUGAGACUGGGAUUCUGACUCUUCCUCUCUCUCCUCUGGGCUAUGUGACAUUGAAGACAAGGCUUUCUUAGCAGCAGCAGGCUGCAGUUUCUAUCCCUUGGUAAACAUUGCUGCCAGCAACCCUCCUAGGGACAGAAAGCAGCUCACUUUUAAUCAAAAAGUCAGGGCUUCCAAAUACAGCAUCCAGUUUGGGACAGGCUAUUCCAAGUUUAGGUCAAUGAGGGAGAGUUUAAAGCCUUCUGACAAUCAGCUUAGUGUUUUUCAGCCAUAUGUCCUUGUGAAGUAACGUGAUUGUGCACAUGAAGUAAAAACCAAGGCUAGACAUACUUAGCAUAACCUUAGCUGUCUAGAAGAUGUAGGAUCUCUAGCAAGGGGUCACCACAAUUUGCAGAAACAAUUCGUGUUUGGAAAAGAAUCAGCCAUAUUUUUUUUAUAUAUUUGCAAGCUACUGUAUGGUACUGAAGACUGAGAUGAGUUCAUGAAUUUCAUGCUGCAGCUCUGUUUUCCUUUUAUUUCCACUUAUGUUCCGUUUGGCACCUUCAGUAUUGACUGCAUCGAUGAGAUGUUUGAUGGGCUGCUGAGAGACACGGGACCUUCUGCCACACAGCUCUUUGUUACAGCACAGUGUCUGUAGCAUGCUCACUCUUUCUAAGGAGAAUCAGCAGUAAAUACCUGCCCUGCAGCAAUGUUGUAAGCCAAGGAAAUCCCUGAUGGGUGUUCACACUAUCACAGUGGCCUGUGAUUGUGCUGUGUCCUUCAUUAACAGCUUCUAGCUGGCAGACACCAUUCUGGUGCAGCCAAGGAGACAGAGCUGACCUUUGGUCAAAGCCCUGCAUGUUAUGGAGACCAGGCUGGGGCACUGCUUGUGACAGCUGUUUUGCCUCAACUUACCUAUCAUUUAUAAUUCCACAAUAAAAUGUAAUCCAAACUCUUGAA
Messenger RNA from Melospiza melodia melodia, 3447 nucleotides. RefSeq names its product RD3 regulator of GUCY2D (gene RD3). Gene Ontology annotation, biological process: retina development in camera-type eye. NCBI's taxonomy places the organism in Eukaryota, Metazoa, Chordata, Aves, Passeriformes, Passerellidae. Bases 413 to 1006 code for a protein of 197 amino acids. The record is from RefSeq and is a predicted model, not a curated record. The transcript is spliced from 3 exons.